Messenger RNA from Microdochium trichocladiopsis, 1098 nucleotides. RefSeq lists its product as uncharacterized. Bases 1 to 1098 code for a protein of 365 amino acids. Lineage: Eukaryota; Fungi; Ascomycota; Sordariomycetes; Xylariales; Microdochiaceae. The transcript has 3 exons. The record is from RefSeq and is a predicted model, not a curated record.
AUGAAGUCUUUCCUAUCCAUCGCCCUCGCUAUUCUCGGCAGCGGCAUCAUCACUUCCGUCCUUGCCACUCCUCGCCUAUGGAGCGUGCUUAAGAGCAACCGUACCCUCCAAGGUAGCACCUACAGCAACCGCAGCCACUCCGCCGGCAUUCAGCUCGCCACCGCCGACCGCCUCCCUGACAAGCAUCAUGCGGGCUACAUCGUCCACUCAUUCCUGGAUGACGACUUUGACUACGCCACUGCUUCAUCCUUUACGCGGAACGUCUCUGCGCGGUACAAUGUCGGCGCCAUCACCAUCGAGCCGGAUCAGUUCGUCCACAGCCAGAUCUCGAUGCACCAGCAGAUUCAGAUUGGUGGAGACAACGGAGACGACAAGGGCGACGAUUGCGAUGGCAACUUCUUGACGCUUGGGACACAAACCACCGUGAGUAUCUUUUGGGGGGACAGAAGCUGGGAAGAUCCGUUCACUGACGAGAGACUCAUGUAUCGGCAGCUCACGUUCAGCGGAAGAACUGCUCGUCGUCCAUACUACUACUGGGCUCGGGAUCCCCAGCCCUUCUACUUUGAUCAGGACUUCGGACCUGUGUCUCCUGGUGACGAGAUCUACAGCCAUAUCAAACUCAUUGGCACCACGGAUGCGGAGAUUGUUUUAGUCUUCCAGAUGCACUGUCUGACACAAGAUAUCCGAAGCUGGUAUGAGAACAUGUCCCAAGGCACACGUUUUGUCAAGCAGAUUACCGGCGCCCCAAUCUGCAUUGACCACACCGCCGGCUCAUGGAGUGUCGGCUUGGAGACUGCAACCUUAGGCCCACGCCCCGAUGGCAGCGAUGAGCCGACGCCAGGUUUCGACAGUCGUAUCUUCUGGGACGUGAAGAUGUACAGCGACAGCAUCUCGAGGACUCGGCUGCCCUAUUAUCAGCCGCUUGACCUUGUGCGGCCAAGCACAGGUAAUGGAGAGGGUGGAGAGUACGAAGAGGGUAAAAACGUGCAGUUUGCUACGUCCUUCGACCCUUUUCCUGGCGAAGACUAUUUUGGAGUCUAUUGGAACAUGAUUCCAAGCUGGGUGGCCACUCAAUCGGAGGACCCGGGCCACAAUUGA